Molecule: messenger RNA, 3688 nt
Organism: Empidonax traillii (willow flycatcher)
Lineage: Eukaryota; Metazoa; Chordata; Aves; Passeriformes; Tyrannidae
Gene: GCFC2
Product: GC-rich sequence DNA-binding factor 2
Exons: 19
Coding region: 53-2455 (800 amino acids)
Biological process (GO): mRNA splicing, via spliceosome
Cellular component (GO): nucleus
Molecular function (GO): DNA binding
Source: RefSeq, a predicted model, not a curated record
CCGGCCGGGAGCGAUCACCGGGAACAGUCACCGGGAGCGAUCCCUGGGAGCGAUGUUCCGCCGUCCCCCGCGGAACUUCCGCGGCCGGCGGCGCGCAGCCUCCAGCGGCAGCAGCGAGGGCGAGCCGGAGCCACAGCCGCGGCCGGAGCCGGUCGCCGCCCCAUCUCCAGACUCCGGCGCCACCGGGGCCGCGGCGGGGCCGGGCCGGACAGGGAAGGAGCUGCUGAGCUUCGGCGGCGAGGAGGAGCGGGAAGGUGAAGAGUUUUUCAAAGUUAAAAAGCCAUCUUUCAAUGAAGUAACCUUUAGAAUUCAAAAGAGGGAAAGCCUACUGCCUGCACAGAGAGAAGCUGAAGAAAGCAAAAAGAUCUGCCAGUUGGAGCCUGGAACUGGCAACACCAAAGGCACUUGUGAAGAGGAGGAUGAGGAGAAGGAGGAUGAAACUUAUUCUUCACUGAAUGAGGACUACAAUAGCUCAGACUCUGAAAAUGAUUCCAGCUCUCCACGGAGAAGGAAGGGUUUAUCACCAGGUGAUAUCCCCAGUGCAGCUCACAUUGAGAGCGCUCAGAGGAAACGUCACUUAGCCCGGACCAAGGCUGAUUAUCUUCCACUGGAUGUGUCAAACAGUCACCAGGUCUCUCGGGGUAGAAGAAGAAGCAGUGAUUUUGAGAGUGAGGAUGAGACUGAAACAAAGAAUAUCGAUUUUGCCCCUAAAAUGAAAACUCUUAGGCAGAGGAUGACUGAACAAAUGGUGCCUGUGGGUGAUGGAUCAAGUGAUGAUGAAGCUAAGUGGGAAGAACAGCAAAUAAAGAAAGCUGUUAAACUGUCUCAGGAAACUUAUGAUGAUGCUUCUGUGCAUAAAUAUCAACCAGCUAAACCCAAGUUUGAUACCUCUGUUUCUCUACCACCUGUGAAUUUGGAAAUUGUGAAGAAGCGACUGACUGAAAGGAUAACAUCCUUACAGGAUGUGCACCGUGCCCACCAGAGAGAGUAUGAAAAAUACAUGGAGAACAUGGAGAGCUCGAAGAUGACCGUCCAGGAGUUAGAGAAGCCUUCAGAUGCAGCUCUGAAUUACAAAUUCUACAGGGCCAUGAAAACAUAUGUAGAAAACUUGAUAAACUGUUUGAAUGAAAAACUGAAGGACAUUAAUGAACUGGAAUGGGCUGUACAUGCACUGCUUCAGCAACGAGCCAUGACAGUAUCAAAGAGAAGGCAAGAAGAACUGAAAAAUGAAUCUGCUUAUAUUAAGCAUGUGACAAGUGGGAAUAACAAACCAACAGAAGGUGGCUUGGAAGGUGAUGAGAAGACACAACUUCUGGAAAUGUGUGAGCAUCGAAGGACUUGCAGGCGGCAGGCAAGAGAGCAGGCGGGAGAAGCUGAUCACCACGAGGGCAUGUCCAGUGAUGAUGAGCUGACUCCCACAGAGGUGGGCGACUUCCAGAAGAGCAAAGAUAACGUUUUAGAGGAUAGUAGGAAAGUCUUUGAAGAUGUACAUGCAGAUUUUUGUGACAUCAGAAAAAUCCUGUUGAAAUUCCAGGAAUGGAAAGAGAAGUUUCCUGACUCUUACUGUGAUGCUUAUAUCAGUUUCUGCCUGCCUAAGCUGUUAAAUCCUUUGAUCAGAGUUCAGUUAAUAAGUUGGAAUCCUCUUGAGCAGAAUCUUACAGAAUUGGAAGAGAUGCCCUGGUUCAGAGCUCUAGAAGAAUUCAGUGAUGAAGAAAACGUAUCUGAAUCAAAAAGGGAUAAUGAUCAUGAUCAAGAAGUUUUACCUAAAGUGAUUGAAAAAACUAUUCUUCCCAAAAUUACAGCAUUUGUGAAGAGUGUGUGGGAUCCUUUAUCUACUUCACAGACAAAGAACCUUGUGCAGCUUUGCAGUAACGUCUUUGGAAAACAAGUCCUUUCCAAAAAUGAGUCUAGUCGAGGAAGAGAGGAUUUGAUGAACACAGUUGUCCUAAGAAUGAAGAAAUCUGUAGAGGAAGAUGUCUUUAUUCCUCUCUAUCCUAAAAGCACUGUGGAAGACAAGUCAUCACCAUGUUCAAAAUUUCAAGAAAGACGGUUUUGGUCAGCUGUUAAGCUGCUCUCCAAUGUUGUCCUUUGGGAUGGGAUUGUCCAAGAAGAAAAGGUCCGUGAUUUGGGACUGAGCAAGUUGCUGAAUCGUUACCUUCUCCUGAACAUCAUAAACACACCUCUAGGGCCAGAUAAUAUAGAAAAGUGUAAAAAGGUGGUUGCUUGCCUCCCAGAAAGGUGGUUCCAAGACCUUAAAAGUGGAUCAACUCUCCCCGAAUUAGUGAACUUCUGCCAGCACUUGCUGCAAUGUGCCCGUACUCUACACAAGAACAACCACAGUGAUGAAACAAAAGAAGUUCUUCUCCUGCUAGUUAAAGUUGGAGCUCUGCAUAUUGUUGAAGACUUCAUUGAAGAGCAUAAACUUGAACACCUUAAGUCAAUGAUUGGGAAAUAGAAAUGUUUGAAGCAAUACUUACAUCACUGAAACAAGCCUGCUAUUCACACUAGGCCAGUUCUAAUACAACAUUUAAUUAGUGGAUCCUGCCUACCCAAAGAUGUAAUGGUAAUCACUGUCCUAGUUAAAUAUGUGAGGUGUUUUCCCCAGAUAUCUUCUACUGCCAUUUACUCUUAGGUUAAGGAGUCUUUAGAACUUCCAGUCAUUAAAGUUAAGUGAUGGUUCAAGCAUUCUAAAAUGUAUGACACUGCUUUACUGCUGUAUCCAUCUUGGAAUGAUCCCUGGAAACAGAAAGUGCCUCCUGGUAGACAAUUUAACAAGCUAUUUUCAGUAUUAGUUGCUAAAUGUCAUUCUGACUCAGCAGUCAUUGAGCUCUUCUAACUUGUGGUCCACAGUGAUUUUUGGGAGGGUUAUUUUUAAGCCAUUCCUACUGAAAAAGAAUUCAAAAUACUGGUGGAGUUUGACCUGGUACAGAAACAAGGGGGGCAGUCUGCAGGUAAGGAGUUGGGCUUUUACAACAGAUGUCAUAAUGAGAAAUACAAACCAACUAAUGUUAGUUUCUAGGAACUGUAAUUCUAGGAAACUCUUCUUUUUGCUUCCCAGUAACACUUCUUCAUAUCCUUGUUAGAUUUCUAAUGUUUUAGAACUUUGUAUAUUUACAAGAAAUAUUUUUACAGAAUAACAGAAUAACAUUGUGGAAACUGUAGUGCAUCACAGACUCUAUGUUUACUUGUGGCUCUAUUUCUCCAAAAAUCUUCUAGGACUAGAAUUUAAUUCUUGCAGACUUAAUCCCUUAUGGUUUCUUUUAUAUUUUUUAAGUUAAAAAAAUAUAUUUUUGUAAAAUAUUUUAAUUGUAAAUAGCUUUGAUCAGUGUUAACAGACUUUUUAAAUAAUAUUGUUUUAUUUUGAAAAUAAAAUAUUUUUCUGUGCUAAUGACUCCUGCAGUUCAAAUCUUUCACAUGUGACAAAAACGUUAAGUAUGAAAGAAAACCCUCAGGCUCCACUAACCCUCCUUACCUCUGGGAGUUAUGUUGCAAAUCCUCCUUUCUAAUAUGAAUUUCUGUUGCUUUUCCUCUCAGAAUGACAACAAAAAUGCAACUGCUUAUCAGCAAUCACCACAAGCUCAUGAUCUCAUUGCUUUUCUCUUGUUUUCCUUUGUCUCAUCCCAGUCUUGUGCUAUUGCAAAAAUGUAAGUAAUUGUUCUAUCACAGUUUAGCUCUGUAGAUGUUUGUU